Messenger RNA from Olea europaea var. sylvestris, 606 nucleotides. RefSeq lists its product as uncharacterized. NCBI's taxonomy places the organism in Eukaryota, Viridiplantae, Streptophyta, Magnoliopsida, Lamiales, Oleaceae. The transcript is spliced from 2 exons. The record is from RefSeq and is a predicted model, not a curated record. The coding region runs from base 1 to 606 and encodes 201 amino acids.
AUGGUGAAUGAUGUCCUAGCCAUACAUAAUGGAAAUUAUAGUUGGAAUAUUGCCUUCGAGAGGGGUUUGCAGGAUUUGGAACUGGAUGAUUAUGCACUGCUUUUGACCUCCUUACACGAGGUGCAUAUUAAAGUGGGAGAGGAUGAUAGGAGCAAAUGGAAGUCGGGGCGGGAUGGUAUUUACUCAGUCUGCACUUAUUUGAGAUCCAUAUUGGGAUCGACGGAGAGUUCAUUUCCUUGGAAGAUGACAUUAACGGUGGAUAAUCUUCAUAGAAAAGGUUUUUACGUUACCGAAUGGUGUUAUAUGUGCAAGAGAGACGGAGAAACGAAUGACCAUUUGUUCCUCCAUUGUGAAGGUGUCCGGUGGUUGUGGAACACUAUUCUAACUUCCCAACAUAUGGAUUGGGUGAUGCCUAGGCGUAUGGAGGAUGUGUUGCGGGCAUGGAGCAGAAAAUUUCGAGAUAAGGAUAGUGGGCUUGUGUGGAACCUUUUUCCGGGAUGCAUUGUAUGGUGUGUAUGGAGAGAAAGAAACAUCCGUUGUUUCGAAGACCAAGCAAAAACAACAGAGCAAAUUAGAGAAUGGUUUUAUAUGACUUUGUAUACUUAG